Molecule: messenger RNA, 1716 nt
Organism: Postia placenta MAD-698-R-SB12
Lineage: Eukaryota; Fungi; Basidiomycota; Agaricomycetes; Polyporales; Adustoporiaceae
Exons: 5
Coding region: 1-1716 (571 amino acids)
Source: RefSeq, a predicted model, not a curated record
AUGUACAUCUUGAACGACGUUGCAGAGGAGCGCAACCUCGAUACAAUAGCAAGAUGCACCAGGGUCUGCGGAUUCUUCCGGGAAUUGUGUAAGAAGCAUUUACAGGACGAGUUGACUUUCAGGAGCGAGGAGGACGUGGAGCGCAUCAAGACAGACAUGGCAGCAAAGGAGAUCGGGGGCUGGCGAGGACCGCGACGCGUGACCAUCAGGGGAGAAGUGGAAUCGAAAGCGAUUCCACACAUGGCCACGUUCGCAUCCAAAUUCGCAGGCAGAUGGAAUGAGGUCUACAAGCUGACCAUCGAGAACGCGUCGUGGCCGUCGUCGCUCCGAGCCGCCGACGCUGUGGUCUUCCGGGAUUUAUCCCGCUUUGCCUCGAUCACCAACCUCUUCUUGAAUGACGUCACGUUUCCAUCCAUCGUCACAUUUGGCGCCUUCACUUCUGCUCUGUCGAGCGUCAUACAGCUUAGCCUCACUAACGUUAAGCUCACCGGAUCCUCAAUUUCAUUCGACCCUCGUACGCUUUCCGAUUUUCGCCUGCUGCCACUAAACAACAACCUGCGUUCUAUUAUCCUGGGCAAAGAUUACCUCUGGCACGGGCAUGAGUCUGAUCCUUCUGCAUGGCCGUGCUAUACAGAACUUCUUGCUUUCAUGAUAGCCGUAAGCAACCCCUGUGGCAAGUCCCCUCGCGUCUAUCCCUGGGGCUCCGUCCACCACUUGCAGCUCGACGUGGACAUCUGGUGGAAAUUCUCCUCCUCCUCCAUUUCCCGGCUCCUGCGUGCACUUCCAUCACUUGAGGACAUCGAGUUUAAAAGUGCAAGAAGCAACCGUGUGGAUAUUGAGAUCGAAGGAGUCCCCGCGCAUCCCAGGUUGAAACCAAUCACAAUUGGUGUGCAUUGUGCGUAUGUCCAGCCUCAGCAUGUGGCCCGUAUCAUCCAUUGCUUGAUCGAUAUGGACUAUCCCCUCAAAAUCACGCGAAUAUACACUGCGAUCUAUCCCUUCCUACAAGAGGCUGAUCGGUUGGUGGCCAGCGCCAUCAAUAAAUUGGUUCAGCAUGCGGGACCGUCCCUCGACAAUCUUGGUCUUGAUCUCGGAGGCCACAGAUGGAACUUAUAUUAUGCAGUUUAUGCUGCUGCAGCCCAAUACCGUCAAUGUGAUCUCUUUGCGAACACAAACUGCACGUCCCUUCGAAUUGGUAAUUGCCAUGCAUCCUGGCUUGGCGUGCACGAGGUUCUGUCUCACGUCACAUCAAGAUGCGUGUCUUCCGUCAGCAUCGAUUCUGCUCCGUUGUCUUGGGGUGACCGGGGAGAGUUGAUUGAGGGCCUUUCGCAAUUGGACACCGUGCUUUUACUUCCUGUCUUCGACAAUCUCGUGCACGUACUGAUAUCGGUGAGAAAUUUGGAAGCUGUGUCUCAUGUAGAGAUGGAAGAGAUGGAAGAGGUGACAGAAUGGGCGCACGAGAUGAAGUCAUGCAUGGCGAGACUCCACGAACGAGGAAUUUUAGGGAUUGAAGUACAUGACCAAGAAGACGAGCUCGGAUUGCUUUGGGAUGAUGACAUCGAAGACUGGAAACGUUACGACAGCAAGAUGGACGAGAACGGCAAUGUAGAAGUCGUCGAGGUUCCUGCCUUCAAGGGCGGUGCACCUUCUGAGGCAAUGGUGGCAUACACGGCGUGGAAGCGUUCUUCUCAGAAAAAGGGCGACCAAGAGCCAGAGUGA